Molecule: messenger RNA, 3146 nt
Organism: Laetiporus sulphureus 93-53
Lineage: Eukaryota; Fungi; Basidiomycota; Agaricomycetes; Polyporales; Laetiporaceae
Exons: 15
Coding region: 157-2967 (936 amino acids)
Molecular function (GO): guanyl-nucleotide exchange factor activity
Source: RefSeq, a predicted model, not a curated record
ACCGUCCGCAAGAUAUCUGCUCCUGCACUAGAUUCGAGCUCGCGAGUUCCAUCGACGAAUAACGAUUCCGAAACACGUUUGACGACUUGGAAAGACUGCGUAGUGUUCAGAUUCUCAGAGGAUCGACGUUCUUAUACUCUUCUAUUGCUAUGAGACAUGCAUCGCCGUCCUCAUCCCCACAUCGACGUUACACCCAGUGCUGUACCUCCCGUAAAUUCAUCUCCUGACUCCUCCUGGUUGAACUAUCUGUCGUCGACUCCGGGGAACCCUGCCUGGGCCGACAAUAGCCAACGUGGGCACUCUCCGCUGCCUAGAAUUAGCCUUGAUGUUCCCUCACGGCCCACCAGCCGUGCUUCCAGUUCGCCUGGACAGGACGUUCCCAGGCCUCACGUCGAUUCUUCACUCUACCGCUCUACCUCGCAGCGCGGCUCGAGCUCCCUGCGUCCUCUCACUACAACAGCCCAUCGCGCCACCAAGAGCGACCUGAUGGUCCAUUCUGUGCAUCACGAUGGCGAGUCGCGCCCGCUAUCCUUCGUCUCGAUCACGAGCAGCCCUAGCAUUUCCGCGAGCGAACUCUCCGACGAGCUGUCCAGCUACACUCUCGAGUCCGAAGAGGGCCUGCGCCGCUUUCAGGCGAACGACCUCCCCGACGCAGAUCAGGAAUGGCAUCGGCUCGUACCCGCUGCGGCGCGUGAUGUGCUUGACCGGGAUGAGGUCCAGCGACAGUCGAUCCUGUUCGAGAUCAUCAAGAGCGAGCGAGACUAUGUCUCAGAUCUUGUGCUUGUCAAGGAGGUCUUUGUCGAUCCGUUGCGGAACACCGUGCCAAUGCCGCGGAAGCGUUUGCCUGGGUUUAUCCAGGAGGUCUUUUACAACCUCGACGAGGUACGGGACCACCACCAGCGCAUGCUCGGCGCUCUGUUUGCUCGGCAGCGAGAACAGCAUCCGCUGUUGCAGAGCAUAGCGGAUAUUAUCACAGAAUCCGCGUUCCUCUUCAACACCGCGUACGAGAAGUACAUCAAGCACUACCCGAUAGCAGAGAAGCACCACCGAAGCGAAAUGCAGUCCAAUACGAAGUAUCAGUAUUUCAUCCAGCAGUGCACGCUCGAUCCGCGCGUGCGGAAGCGCGACCUCGUCACCUUCCUCUCGCGACCGGUCACACGCCUGCCACGGCUGCGCCUGCUGGUCGAGACAGCACUGUUGCACACGGAGUCGAACCAUCCAGAUGUGCAGGCGCUGGCGAUCAUCAGGGACAUACUUGGACAGGUGAUCUCGAGCACGCAGCCGGGGAUCGACGAUGCAGAGAGGCGAGUGAAGUUCUGGGAGCUGUGUGAAAGCCUGGAGUACCAAAGGGAAGAGAUUCUGGACUUGGAUCUAUAUGAUAAGAUGAGGGCGCUGGUGCAUUCUGGCCCACUCUCGCGCCGGUAUCGAUCGGAGAUGGGUACCAGCUGGGCUGACCUGCACGUUGCACUGCUAGACAAUUAUCUGCUGAUCCUAAUGCCUGAGCAACGACGAUCGGGCGCUGUCGUCAAGCGCCAAAUAGUUUCUCGUCCAAUACCUCUCGAAUACCUCCGUCUGGGCUCUUUCACCGACUCUCCAGAGAUCCGGAAAGAGAAGGCAGAGGAGGGCGGACUGUUUGAGAGUUUUCGCAGGACGCACCGUCCCGUAUACCCGAUGACGAUCUAUCAUGCCGCGGCAAAGUCGCAGAGGCGCUAUACCCUGUAUGCCGAUGACGAGCGAACGCGGAAUAAGUGGCACACCGUGCUGAUGGAGGAGCUUGCGAAGAGGAAGUAUUUUAUGGAUAAUAAUAAGUGGUUCGCACCACAAGUCAUUGAUGAACAUUAUUUCAAGUAUCCACAAGCUAAUGUCUACCCGACGGAAAAUUUUGCGGGGCGGGUCCUCGCUGCGACUCCUUUCUCUAGCCAUGGAAAGAACUUUAUUGCAGUGGGCUGCCCCUCUGGCUUAUACGUAGCGGUACGUGGGCAAGCUCAAUUCCGCAGAGCUCUGAGCACAACUAAUUCAUCGAGCAUGGUUGCAUUGUCAGAUUUCAACAAGUUCCUCGUAUUGUCAGACGACGGACUCUCGGCGUUUUCGCUCGACCUUCUCGGCCGUGUCGGGCAGGGGCUCGCAACGAUUCAUCAUCUAGAGGCGACUAUGGAGCCUAUUGCUCCUCAAGAUGGCGGCAUAAUGUUCUUUCGCGCCGGGCGCAUAGGGGAGCGGACAAUGGUGCUCUAUGUGACGAGACGCCUCCUGCAAGCGCACUUUCAUGCUGUGGAGGUUGUGGGUUCUGGUCUUGGCCGCUGGAACUCGGGGCGCAGCGUGCCGGGAUCAGUUGCCAGCAUCUCUUUUCGUCCGUUUGGCGAGCCGCUGCUCGUCCCCAGAGACGCACAUGGGUUUACGGUGUUGAACAGGAAUACCGGGAUUUGCACCGAUAAGGGUAUCUUGAUAGUCAAUCCUACCAACCCGUCAGUCUUGAGCACAGCUCCUGUUGUAAUCCCAAAGUUUGUUGGAACAGAGAACAACGUGCCUUUGGCAAAUCUCAAGGAGCGUUGUGCGGGAGCCAGGCCUUUAGGACUGGUUCGCUGCCAGCGUGACGAAAUCCUGGUCAUAUAUGAUGUCCUGGGUUGCUACAUCGACAAGCACGGAAAUCCUACCCGCUCUUCUGGCUAUCUGCGAUGGGAGUCCAAGGCAACAGCUUUCCUCCAUCGCGACGAGCACAUUCUGCUGUUCUCGCACGAGUUUGUUGAGAUUCGUACCAUCCAGACGGGAAAGCUGGUGCAGGUGAUAGAAGAGGCAGACAUCCGGCUUGCCUACGAAGGGCUGCUCUCGGGGGAUAAGUCCGUGCUGGUCGCAUGGAAAGGGAGAGAAGAUCGUGGUGUCAUCGUGGACAACGUCGUCGAGCUCGUGGAGACGGCUCCGCUUGUGACCUCCCCUACCGGGCAGGUUGAAGGGGCGUGGGAUGAAUGGUGAGAUAUCUGGCAUAUUGGAGAUGUGGACGUGCUUUGCUGUAUGAUGCUGUCAAGUUGCUUUGCAGAUAUUUUAUGCGUAUAUAAUGCUCGGAUUCGGAGCACAUCGCUGGAAUUAGAAUGUAGUCAUGAAUAUCAGUGUACUCAUCGUGUAAUGAGUAAUGAAACAUGCUGUAACGGAGU